AUGCGGGAGGAUCACGACCAAGAUCAAGUAACUCCUGCGGGCGCGAAAGAGACGAAGAGGGAUCGACUGAGAUCGGGUGACCAGCUGGACGGAGACGUGCGGCGUAAUGACCAAUCACCUGAGAGCGGUGGCGACGACAGUCUAGGAGCAUCGUGGCCGCUCCAGCUGGCGAUAUGGAUUGAGAGUGGAAUGAAACUCACCUUGUUAAUGCGCUUGAGAGCCAUUGGUCAGAGUGUUGAGGUGAAUACAGGAAACGGAGACUAUAAUCAAACGGUGAUGAGCAUGGAUCCCAGGACAGCGUGA
Molecule: messenger RNA, 303 nt
Organism: Acaulospora colombiana
Lineage: Eukaryota; Fungi; Glomeromycota; Glomeromycetes; Diversisporales; Acaulosporaceae
Source: the annotation of a GenBank genome assembly